CAUCUGCACUAAUGUGAGCCUUUAACCCUGUUCCUCUUCAACCUCUCUCUCUUCAUUUUGUUUUAGGCUUUACUGCUUGUGCAAUAGUCAAUAAUUCAUAGUCAGCGACGUUGCCUACAGGUCCUGGUGCAGAGAAAGCAGCUCAGCUCGUCAUUCCUGCAGUGUGCACUCUAGCAGCAGCUCCUGAGAGAGAUACAGAGAAAGCUCGCACGGAUUCAAGGAAGCUGCACACCGAGGACACACAGGACGAGCCUCACUCCCCCUCCCCUGCUUUCUCUCUCAUGCUGUCUCUUCCAGCCCUGCGCUCAGCAUUAUCAGAGCUGCUGGUGUAGUAGGCAGGCUGAUCACUGCCUCCAAACAAGCCACUUUUCACACAGGAGAAACUUCAAGAAGCUAAAGGAUGCUGGAUCCCAAACAGAGAUGGAUCAGGCUGAUCUGCUUGUCGCUCCUAUGUCUGUGUCUCUGCCUGCCGAGGGAAUCGAACGCCAGGAGAGCCCCCAAGAUCCCCCGCUGUCCUGCGACCUGCUCCUGCACCAAAGACAGUGCCUUCUGUGUGGACACCAAGGCCAUCCCUAAGAGCUUCCCACCAGGAAUCAUCUCUCUGACGAUGGUGAAUGCAGCCUUUACUACAAUCCCAGAGGGAGCUUUCUCACACCUUCACCUGCUGCAGUUCCUGUUAUUGAACUCCAAUACAUUCACCAUGAUUGCUGAUGAUGCCUUUGCUGGUCUGUCUCACCUGCAGUACCUGUUCAUUGAGAAUAACGACAUCCAGGCUCUCUCUAAGUACACCUUCAGAGGACUCAAAUCCCUGACUCACCUAUCUCUGUCGAACAACAACCUGCAGCAGCUGCCGAGAGAUCUCUUCAAACACCUUGACAUCCUUACAGAUUUAGACCUGCGGGGAAACUCUUUCCGCUGUGACUGUAAAAUCAAGUGGCUGGUGGACUGGAUGGAGAAGACCAACACCUCAGUUCCUGCGAUCUACUGUGCCAGCCCCUUUGAAUUCCAGGGACGCAGGAUCCAUGACCUUGCACCACGAGACUUCAACUGCAUAAGCGCAGAUUUCGCUGUUUAUGAGACCUUCCGUUUCCACUCUGUGUCAGUGGAGUCCUACGAGUUCAAUGGGGAUCAGUUUGUUGCCUUUGCUCAGCCUGAUUCAGGGUUCUGCACCCUGUAUGUGUGGGAUCAUGUGGAGAUGGUCUUCAGGCAGUUUCAUAACAUAACCUCUCGCUCAGCUGUGUACUGCAAACCUGUGGUGAUCACAGACGGUCUUUACAUGGUUGUGGCUCAACUUUUUGGUGGAUCUCAUAUCUACAAGUGGGAAGAGGACCCACAACGCUUUGUUAAGAUCCAAGACAUUGACACCACCCGUGUUAGGAAGCCAAACUUCGUGGACACCUUCCAGAUCGAUGGGGAGUGGUACUUUGUGGUGGCAGACAGCUCCAAAGCAGGCUCAACCAGCAUUUAUCGCUGGAACAGCAAUGGCUUCUACUACCACCAGUCCCUCCACCCCUGGCAUCGGGACACCCAUGUGGAGUUCCUUGAUGUUGGAGGAAAGCCUCACCUGAUCCUCUCCAGCGCCUCUCAGCCUCCGGUGGUUUACCAGUGGAACCGAAACCAGAAGCAGUUUGCUUUCUUCUCCCAGAUAACAGAGCUGGCUGACGUGCAGAUGGUGAAGCACUUCUGGGUGAGGAAGGUUCUCUACCUUUGCCUGACGCGCUUCAUAGGUGACUCCAAGAUCCUGCGCUGGGAGGGGCAGCGCUUCGUGGAGAUCCAGACUCUUCCGUCUCGUGGCUCGAUGGCGGUGUAUCCUUUCACAGUGGGCCUCCGGCAGUACCUCAUCCUGGGAAGUGACUUCUCUUUCUCCAGAGUUUACCUGUGGGAUGACCUCACUCAGCGCUUUCAGCCAUUCCAGGAGCUCAACAUGAGGGCCCCGCGGGCGUUCAGCCUGGUCUCUGUUGACAACAAGGACAUCCUGCUGGCUGCAAGCUUCAAAGGCAACACCCUGGCCUACCAGCACCUGGUGGUGGAUCUCAGUGCAAAGUAGACAUGUACAGUAGACAUGUUUGCAGAGUAAAAGAAGGUGUUUCCGAGUAUAUUUCAACAUGUGCCAAAUAAACGAGAGACUGCAAGAUGUUUAAGCCAUGUAACUAAAGGUCUGCUGUUUCAAGCGUGUAAAAGCUAGGCUACUAAUUAAAUAAUUUAACUAUUAUAUGCACUAUCCCGUAACAUCUGAAUGAAGUGAUGUGAUAACACACAGCAUCAGCAACAUGCCAACACAAGUGUCUUGUCACUGCCGCAUCACCGCUUCUGUAUUGCAUAAAAUAUAUCCAGGCCAAUAUUUUUGAAAGAAAUGUCUUGUAUAUUGUGCUUUGAUAAUGUGAAAACGAUGUGCAUGUGCAGCUUCUGACUGAUUCGCUGGAUGAGACAGGAUAUCAGAAAUGAUUAAAACUUCUGAGGUUCAUAGGUUACCCUGUGUAGGUCAUUUGUGUAGAAUAUUGCAUGUGAUGGUUCAAAUCAUAAAACUAUGUAAAACAAGCAAUACUAACCAUGGCAAUACUUUAGAUCUUUGAUUGUUUUUAUCUUUAUAAAGGAGAUACCUCUGAAUCUGUUUUGGUUGUAACAGAUGUAAUGUUCAUUCUGCAGUAAAAACAGGGGAUCAGAGCCAACAUGAGGAAAGAGCAACAUGAAGCCUCGAAAUGAACUGAAUAUUUAUGUCUGUUUUUUUGCCAUAUGACUUUAUAUUCUAAAGAUUUAUAAUCUGAUUUUGUUUUAAUGACCAAACCCAAAAAAACGUCACCAAACUUCCUGACAUUGGCGUAGAUCUUGUAAAGUGUACCUUACUAAUGUGGAAAUGAUAUGCAUGUGCAUCUACGAAUUUAUUCACUUGAUGGGACUGGGUAUUAGAACUGACUGCAAAACUAAUGGGUAGAAAUUUAGGCAGCAGCAUAUAGCUGCUGCCUAAAUUUGGGUUUUUGACUAAAAGAAAUGGGAAAGUGUUGGUGAUGAGGGGAUUUGUGGGAGCUAUAACAAGAUCGGAGUAUUAUUAAAGUUAUAUAUGUUUUUCCAGUCCUCUUUUUUUAAUGUAGAUUCACAAACUGUGUUUUACUUUUUGCUGUGUAUAUUUGCACAUGGAGAGUCUGGUGGGAAGAGGGAAUGAUUAAAUGUAGUUGAUGGUCCCUAAAA
This is a messenger RNA of Labrus bergylta (ballan wrasse), 3186 nucleotides long. RefSeq names its product leucine-rich repeat LGI family, member 3 (gene lgi3). Gene Ontology annotation, biological process: regulation of exocytosis. Gene Ontology annotation, molecular function: protein binding. Lineage: Eukaryota; Metazoa; Chordata; Actinopteri; Labriformes; Labridae. Gene Ontology annotation, cellular component: synaptic vesicle. The record is from RefSeq and is a predicted model, not a curated record.